Solenopsis invicta (red fire ant) is the source of this 3341-nucleotide messenger RNA. RefSeq names its product PX domain-containing protein kinase-like protein. The transcript is spliced from 8 exons. Lineage: Eukaryota; Metazoa; Arthropoda; Insecta; Hymenoptera; Formicidae. Gene Ontology annotation, cellular component: late endosome; early endosome; extrinsic component of endosome membrane. Gene Ontology annotation, biological process: early endosome to late endosome transport; protein phosphorylation; endosome to lysosome transport. Gene Ontology annotation, molecular function: phosphatidylinositol binding; actin binding; protein kinase activity. The coding region runs from base 460 to 2214 and encodes 584 amino acids. The record is from RefSeq and is a predicted model, not a curated record.
GCUCGGCGAACAUCGUCGAGAUUCGGGAGAUUCGGCUUUGCGACGACGACGCGCAACGUCGCGUCACAUCACAGGAGGACACAACACAGCACAACACAGGUAGUUGCGAUCUGCGAUUGCGACUAACUAGGAUUUGAUUGUCCGUUGAGUUGUCGAGGUGUUAUCGUGACGAGUGAGAGGGAGAGGGGUCCCAUAUCCACCCUCCUCUGUGUGCGUCGGUACGUGGUGUCGUGUGUCACGGGCCGCUGACAUUGAAAGUAUCCCGCGAUAAGUGGUGCCGCCGCCGUCGUCGUCGCCGCUGCCGCCGCCGUCGCCACCACCGCCGUCAUCGUCGUCGUGCGUUCGCCCGAUGCUGAAAUGAAGCAGAAGCGCGUCAUGUAUGGCGACGCGCGGAAACUGUGCGAGAGACGAACGCAAUCGGCCCCGUACGGGCCCUGCUUCGCGUCGGACUAACGAUCAAUGGCUUUAUUCGAGAAGAGAUACACGAAUAAAGUGCUGUUAGAUGAUACGGAGCAGCUGACGAGCGUCAUCGAAAAUGCAAGGACUAUCGACGGGCAUACGGAAUACGUAAUCAAAACACAAAGAGGUCCGCUUCCCGAAAGAUCCUGGAGAGUCAGCCGACGUUACAAUGACUUUGUACAGCUCAACGCAGCUUUAUCCAUAUCUGGCUUUGACCUGCCGCUCCCGCCAAAAAGGAUUAUUGGUAACAUGGAGCCAGACUUUAUAGCUCAACGACAAAUAGCACUGCAGAAUUAUCUAAACAUAGUACUAAUGAAUCCUAUACUGGCAUCUUCGCUUCCCAUGAAAAAGUUUUUAGACCCUGAGAAUUACACUGCACCGUUACAUGAAAUUGCACUGCAACAAGUGUCAUUAGCAUUACGGAGCGAUGCCAAUUUUGAAGUAUGUAAGCCCAUUCCCGAUAUGGGAUGGCGAUUAAGAAAACAUUAUUAUACGGUAAAAAAUCGUCAAAAUCCGAAACAAGAACUUCUGCUAGCUUGGGUCGAGUUUGGCCCUGAUAAGCAUUUACAAGAUAAAGAUAUACAAGGGGUUUUCAAGACCCUAGGCUCUCUACGGCAUACUUACAUCGAACCAAUAGUACACCAGCAUGUUACAGACAACGGGGCACUAACGAUAAGAAAUUUUUAUGCGGCAGGCACUUUACGUGACGUAUUGUGCAUUACCAAGCCUAAGCAACCGUUUAUAAAAAAAUAUGGAAAUCCGAAACAAAUAAAAGCAUUAACAGUACAAGAAAUUGCCACGUACGGUUAUCAGAUAUUAGAGGCUCUAGGAUUUCUUCAUGAAAAGGGAUUACCUUAUGGACAUUUACACACCGGCAAUGUUCUUUUAACUUCAAGAUGCGCUAAAUUAUUGGAUAUAGAAAAUGGACUUCUAGGAUUGCCAGCGUUUUAUCGGCCUUACGUGGUUCAAAGGCGCAAACUACAUGCCACGACUCAGGUUGAUGUAUACUCAUUUGGACAUGUUUUGUAUGAAAUGGCAUUUGGACGACCGCUUUUGGAGGCAACGUGUUCUGAUUUACCGCAUUGCGAAGCGAAUUUAAAGAAUUUACUGGAAGUUAUCUUAUCACCGGAAGCUUUGAAACAAGAUCUGCCAACAGUGGUUCGGCUAUUGGAACACCCAUUCUUCGAAUCAGCGAGACGCGCUGCGUUGGCAAUUGGUACCGUGGAGAAGCCAUAUUUUAAACUAAGCAAUCAUUUGAAGGAAGCUUUGCAAGAAGCUGUAAACAAAGCCGAACAACGAUUGCGCGAUGAACAAAAAGUUGUCCGACAUCAAAAGAGGCUUGUCAAAGUUCAAGAAAUGAUGAGCUCGGAAGAAGAAAUGAAGAAACGAAAACAUAAACUGAAAAAAGAGCAAAAGUUGGCGCAAGAACAACGUUCUUCUUCGCAAUUGGGUACCAACGGGACAAAGCAAAUAAAUGGUAAGAGCCCAGAGCGUUCAGACAGUCCAACAAGUACUUCCACGGCUACCAGCGUUGGAACGUUAACUCCUCCAUCGCUUCGUUCUGUGGAAAUUACGCAAGCGAAUGCAGUUCCUGGCAAAGGUGUUCCGUCGCCACCUUCGUUGCCACCACCAUGCGAAGCAUCCGGUAGUGCAUCAAAUAGUGUAUCAAAAUCGAAUGACCGUGCUGCUUUACUUGGAAGUAUUUGCAAUUUUGACAAGACUAGAUUGCGAAGGAUUACAAAUGGACAUCGUUAGAAACGUUAGAUAUAUAGGAGAAAGAGAAAAAUCACGCAGACUUAUUUAACAUGACUGCUGUGCAAUGUCGAACAAAGAACUUCCCUUGCUUGAUUAGAACAAGAUAACGUACCUGUAGAUUAUUAUGAUGGAUUCAAAGGUUGUCUGAAUGAUAGCUGUAUCGUGCUUUUUGCGAUUUCCAAUGAUACUGAAUAUUAUUUUUCUUCGAUCGCGACACUUGCAUUUUAUGAAUUUUAAAAAUUUCGAUGUCUCAUUUAUUGAUGCUUGUUACGUGACAAGAUUUUAGCUUAAAACAAUUACAUUAAGAGUACACUAUAUUAAAUUUGUGAUAUAUAUAUAAUGAUCGAUAUUAGUCUUGUUUGGCCUACUCUACGUUUUUACGAAUUAUAAUGCAACGCUUGCUUCGUAUUAGAUCUGCCGUCCAAAAAUGAGCCUAAACGUACAGAACAAAAAAUCAAAAUAUUAAUUGCUUUGGAAUAUUUGCCAUCUUUAUAAGUCGCCUCAUAUUGUAUUCUUGCCAUUUGUGAAUACAUUAGAAUUACAUAAUUAAAAAAAAUAAUGUACAAUAUAAUAGAAGUAUAUAAUUGUAUAUUAUCUCUAAUUUACGAAACCUCGUAUGAUAAUUAUGCUGCGAGCAAUUCGAAACAUUUUUAGAUUUAUUUUGACUUUUAUGACUGCUCGACUGUAAAUCAAGGAUAUACACUCGCGAUAUAAUUAGUCGAAAAAUUCCAUUUCUAGUCUAACAUAUCCCCUUUUUAUACAGUUAAUAGCAUCAUAAAAUUUUGUAACAUAUCUUGUUGUUUAACGUGGGUCAAGUUUCGCGAUCGAUUUUAUAUUAUUGCUAAUCAGGACUUAUUAUUUUUCUCUUUAUAUAUAUACAUAUAUGCAUUUAUGUGUAUACAUAUACAUAUGUACAUAUAUGUAUAUAUAUUUAUGUAUACGUACAAUACAUAUAUACGUAUGUAUAUCAAACUUGUUUGAAUGUGAAAAGAAAAUGAAAAAAGCAGUGAUACACGGGGUGAUAGUAUGUAUGUAUAUUACGUAAAUUUUCUCUCGUUAUACUCAUCUACUGUUCUGUCUAUUCAAAGUUUAUGACACACAUAUAUAUAUAUAUAUAUAUAUAUAUA